Microtus oregoni (creeping vole) is the source of this 3914-nucleotide messenger RNA. It is a transcript of the gene Leng8, whose product is annotated as leukocyte receptor cluster member 8. The record is from RefSeq and is a predicted model, not a curated record. Lineage: Eukaryota; Metazoa; Chordata; Mammalia; Rodentia; Cricetidae. The transcript is spliced from 16 exons. The coding region runs from base 424 to 2829 and encodes 801 amino acids. Gene Ontology annotation, cellular component: nucleus.
AGUCAGAGCGCUAUGCGCAGCCUCAAAACUCCCGUCCCUAUAGUUUACAUUUUACAGCUAAGGCUGCUGUGUGGGAGAGCCUGCGGCGCUUGUCCCCGUGGGGCCACCGUCCACGCCCAGCUCUCAGCUUGCUGACAACGCCCACACGCAAUUGCGUAGGCGGGAUAGGUGGAGGAUGGUUCAAAGCGAGCGGUGACAUCCAUUGGCUGUACGCGACACGGGGUGGGUACAGACGUCCUGGUGACGCCAUCACGCCGCGGUCAGGACGUUCCAGCCCCAGAAGAGCCUGCCGGUGACCUAGCGCUAUCGCGGGUGUCCUGUAGCUGCCGUGGCCCACCGGUAACGAACCCCGGGAGCAAGAGGUCCUGACAGUGAAAAAGCAGUCUGGCUCCCGAGGUCAACUCCCUACACCCCAAGGUCCAGAUGGCGGCCAACGUGGGUGAUCAGCGCAGCACAGAUUGGUCUUCUCAGUAUGGCAUGGUGGCUGGAGCCAGCAGAGAGAAUGGCAUGGAGACUCCUAUGCACGAGAACCCAGAGUGGGAGAAGGCCCGCCAGGCCCUGGCCAGCAUUAGCAAAGCAGGGGCUGCCAGUAGCUCCAAAGCUAGUAGCAGUGGGCCGGUGUCCAGUGCACAAUAUGUCUCUCAGGCAGAAGCCUCAGCUUUGCAGCAGCAGCAGCAACAGUACUACCAGUGGUACCAGCAGUACAAUUAUGCCUAUCCUUACAGCUACUACUACCCCAUGAGCAUGUACCAGAGCUACGGCUCCCCCUCCCAGUAUGGGAUGGCCAGCUCCUACGGCUCAGCUACAGCCCAGCAGCCAUCGGCUCCCCAGCACCAAGGGACUCUGAACCAGCCUCCAGUCCCUGGCAUGGAUGAGAGUAUGGCCUACCAGGCUUCCCCUCAGCAGCUACCUGCAGCCCAGCCCCCUCAGCCCUCAAACCCUCAGCAUGGGACACAUGGUCUAAGCAAUGGCCCUCAGCCUGGAACAGCCCCAGCCACUCAGCACAGUCAGACAGGGGCACCUACAGGGCAGACCUAUGGGCCACACAGCUACAGUGAGCCUGCCAAGCCCAAGAAGGGUCAGCAGCUGUGGACCCGCAUGAAACCAGCCCCUGGGACUGGAGGUCUCAAGUUCAACAUCCAGAAGCGGCCCUUUGCUGUCACCAACCAGAACUUCAGCUCCAAUACAGAGGGGCAACACAGUAGCUUCGGUUCCCAGCCCAGCUCUGAGAAAGCCCAGAACCAUAGUGGGCCGUCUGGCCGGGGAAACCUGUCUGGGAAGCCGGACGAUUGGCCGCAGGAUAUGAAGGAAUAUGUUGAGCGGUGCUUCACUGCCUGUGAAUCAGAAGAGGACAAGGACCGGACAGAGAAGCUGCUCAAGGAGGUGCUACAGGCCCGGCUCCAGGAUGGCUCUGCCUACACCAUCGACUGGAGCCGAGAGCCUCUGCCUGGGCUGACCAGGGAGCCUGUGACUGAGAGCCCCAAGAAGAAACGGUGGGAGGCCCCUAGCAGCCUUCAUCCUCCCAGGGGGGCAGGCUCGGUGACCAGGGGCGGGGGUGCCCAAUCCCAGCGAGGGACACCUGGGUCUGGGGGUGCUGGCCGAGCCCGGGGUAGCAGCUUCGCCAAGUUCGGCAACCGCAACGUCUUCAUGAAGGACAACAGCUCUUCCUCCAGCACAGAUUCGCGUUCACGCUCUUCAUCCAGGUCCCCUACUCGUCACUUCCGGAGAAGUGACUCCCACUCAGACUCUGACAGCUCUUACUCAGGGAAUGAGUGUCACCCUGUAGGCCGCAGGAACCCACCCCCCAAGGGUCGGGGUGGUCGCGGGGCCCACAUGGAUCGGGGCCGAGGCAGGGCGCAGCGAGGAAAGAGGCAUGACCUAGCUCCAACCAAACGCAGCCGCAAGAAGAUGGCAGCAAUCGAGUGUGAGGACCCAGAGCGUGAGCUUAAGAAGCAAAAGAGGGCAGCCCGCUUUCAGCAUGGGCACUCACGCCGCCUGCGCCUUGAACCUUUGGUGCUGCAGAUGAGUAACCUGGAAAGCAGUGGAGCUGACCCUGACUGGCAGGAGCUACAGAUUGUGGGCACCUGUCCUGACAUCACAAAGCAUUAUCUACGGCUGACCUGCGCCCCAGACCCAUCAACUGUGCGACCUGUGGCUGUUUUGAAGAAGUCUCUGUGCAUGGUCAAGUCCCACUGGAAGGAGAAGCAGGACUACGCCUUUGCCUGUGAGCAGAUGAAGUCCAUUCGGCAGGACCUCACGGUACAAGGCAUCCGCACUGAGUUCACUGUGGAGGUGUAUGAGACACAUGCCCGCAUCGCCUUGGAGAAGGGUGACCAUGAAGAAUUCAACCAGUGCCAGACGCAACUCAAGUCUCUGUAUGCGGAAAACUUGGCAGGCAAUGUGGGUGAAUUUACUGCAUACCGAAUCCUCUACUACAUCUUCACCAAGAACUCUGGGGACAUCACUACAGAGCUGGCAUACCUCACAAGGGAGCUGAAAGCAGACCCCUGUGUGUCCCACGCAUUGGCACUGAGGGCAGCGUGGGCCCUAGGCAACUACCACCGCUUCUUCCGGCUCUAUUGCCAUGCACCUUGUAUGUCUGGCUACCUUGUGGACAAGUUUGCAGACCGGGAGCGCAAGGCUGCCCUCAAGGCCAUGAUCAAAACCUUCCGCCCUGCGCUGCCAGUCUCCUACCUGCAGGCCGAGCUGGCCUUCGAGGGCGAGGCCGCCUGCCGGGCCUUCCUAGAGCCCUUGGGCCUGUCCUACACGGGCCCGGACAACUCCAGCGUGGACUGCCGCCUCAGCCUGGCGCAGCUGCCAGCCUUCUGAGCACUCAUCGAGCACGGGCGGGGUUAGGGCUGUGGCCCAGUACCGCCUUUGCGGAUUUUGUUUUUGAGCCAUGGACAUGGGUUGUAAAUUAAUUUGUGGGGAGAAGGCUCCAGGAAGAGCCAGCAUCCCUACCCCCGUUUUCCCACCGGGGAUCUGUACAGAGAUUUUUCUACGUUUUUAUUUUUUGUCUCACAGGGGAUAAUUGGGAGUAUAGUGGAGGAGGGCGGGGUGGGGGCUACAGGUUCUGUGUCCACCUCUCACCUCCACUAAUGCUGUCUCAGUGUUUUUUCUCUCUCUCUUUCGAGCUCGUACUCCAGCACCUGACCCUGCGUGCUGGCCCAUCCCAUGUUGGGGGGUCAGCAGAAAGAAGACAGGCCGUCCAGCCCGCACCCGCCUGCAGCGGGGCACCAGCCAGCCACACCUAAUUGCCUCGUCUGCCUCUUCAUAGACUCUUGUUGCCCAGCUAUUGGGGCCUCAGUGUUUGGGGUGAGGGGAGCUGCUUAAAGACUAUGCCCCACCUUCAACCCCUCACCCCAGAAAUGCCAGCCAGCACCACCAACACAGCCAGACCAGCGCCACACCGCACUGAGGACUCCAGGGCCUUCGCGGGACCAUGCCAGCCGGGCUGCCUCGUCUUACUCAAGUUGUAUUAAGUUGUCUCCGUGUCCCUUCCUCCCUCUGCCCCAAUGUUUCUUCUGAUUUUUUUUUCCCUUCCCUCCCUCCUCUUCCUUCUCCCUCCUUGCUCCCUGGUUCAACACAGGUAAAAUGGUUACCCUCCCUUCCUUCCUCCCCUCUGCCUUCAUGGAUCACCAGCUCACGUCAUGUUUCCUUCUCUUUCCUCUGUGUGUGUGUUUAAGUUAUUUUUCUUCUUUCUCCCCUUUUCUUUUCACCCCUCCCUCCUCUUCUGCCAUGUAACUGGAGGAUGUGCUAUGAGGUUGCAAACAGCUGGACUGUCAGGCUGCUUUUUUUCCAGAUGCCUCCCUUCCUCCCCUUCCCACCUCUCCCCUCCCCUCCCUUCAUUCUCCUUGAGCAUUGAGUACAGUACAUUUUGGAAGCUUGAAACCAAAAAUUAAAGAGAAAGAGAG